Plasmodium fragile is the source of this 1791-nucleotide messenger RNA. RefSeq lists its product as uncharacterized. The transcript has 5 exons. NCBI's taxonomy places the organism in Eukaryota, Apicomplexa, Aconoidasida, Haemosporida, Plasmodiidae. Bases 1 to 1791 code for a protein of 596 amino acids. The record is from RefSeq and is a predicted model, not a curated record.
AUGGCAUCACCUGGUGGUGGUGAUCGCGGUGGUGGUCAGGCUGGUAAGGGCGGUGCUCCUGCCGGAGGGGGAACAUCGACGAAGGCGACGACGGCCAAAGCGGACGAUUGUCCAUGGAAGAGCGCAUUGCAUAAGCCGCCUAGGGCCAUAUACGUGAUGCAUGGUUAUGAUAGGACAGAACGAAGUACAGUGGAAUCAGCAUUACAGAGUUUUGUGGAACAUAUGACACAGAGUGAAAAGAUCAUAGAAAGCAUAGGAGCAAACUGUGAAAAUGCUUAUUGGAAUGAUUUGCUGAAAGGUGCAUUCCAUGAGGGACAGAGAGUGGCAGAUAUGAUGAGGUGCAGACUCAUGAAUACUGCAUUAUAUUUCGCGAACGGUUCAGUGAGGACAGAGGAUGGUAGUGUUACAAACAAUGGGGGCACGGAUGAAGCAACCAAUAAAUUAAGAUGUGAAAUAGUGAAUGUUUUUGGGAAUAUCCUGAAACACAGGUACUGUCCGCAGCAAAGACCAUGGAAAAGAGGUAUAGAGUAUGCAUGGGAAAUAAUGCGACAAAUGGGGGACACCAAAUGGGGAGGAAUGGUACCCCCAGGUCCUGUUUUAGACCAAAGGUGCACAGAAUGUGGCUACAAAAGUAAAGGGAGAAAAUUAGGUAUAGUAAAUGGAGAUAUGGCCACAUGGUUAUUACUGCAAUGGAGAGUCAUGGACAAAAUAACAAAAAUGGAACGCACAAUGGAGUGUACUGCAGAUUGGAAGGAAUAUCAACUAGAGCAAGGGCAGCAUGGCAACCUUACAGCUCAGGAUGAGGACGGGAAGAAAAAACUGGAGGACGUAAAGGAGGAGGCAAAAAAGACAGCAGAAGAAAUAGUUAAAAAGAUGCAGGACGAAGUGAAGGAAGUAUUAGAUGACUUAGGAGAUUGUACGGCAUCGCGCGCUACAGACUGCGUGAAGCAGCUCUUCGAGAAAGAAAUUCGAGAAAGGGCAGCAGAGGAAGCCAAGAAGAAAAAACGGGACUCCGUGCGACCCCCCGCGGCUGCCGCGGCGACGCCGGCGGCGACAACGCCAGAAGCACCCAAACCGCCGGCAGGAGGAAGUACUGAGGAGACACAGAAGCCCGAUAGGGACGUAGCCAGGACAGAUAAAACCGCUGGAGCACAGGACGCGGGAGGAGCAGCAUCAGGAUCGGGGCAGCAACCGCAAGCGCCUGCAUCUCCAGUAUUACCAGCACGACCACCACCACCUCCACCACCCAAGGGGAAAGCUUCUGAGGGCACCCAGGGGCGGAACGAUGCAGACAAAGCAGGUAAGUGCACAGAGAGUUCCACCAGUACGAAUGCGAACGCAUCCAGCGUUAGCGUAAGCCUCGGGUGUACCUCAGACAAGGAGUUAGGAGUUCCAGACCGUGUACCUCCACCUCCCCCUGAUCCAGCGCCAGGUCAGCCCAGUGCACCCAAGACUGAUGAGGAUUCCUCGAACAGUACACCUUCAAAAUCUGCCUCUGACCCCGUGGAACUCAGUUCACCGGAAAACCGGCAAUCACCGAAGGUUCCCCCUGAGGCAGAUCCCGUAAAAGAUAGUUCUAAUUUAUGGGGAAUAGGAUGUGCAACCACAGGUGCCGGUGGACGCCGUGGUUCCUGCAGUCCGGAGGAACCCAGUUCAGGCCUACCUGCACGUUCCCCUGGCCCUCUUACUGAAAUCAUGGACAAAGCCAAGAAGAGUCAACUGAAUGAUUUUGAUUUAGUACUUUGCCUACCUCGGACAAACACGACGACGAACAUAUCGAACCGUGCGUGA